Cetraspora pellucida is the source of this 545-nucleotide messenger RNA. The record is from the annotation of a GenBank genome assembly. Lineage: Eukaryota; Fungi; Glomeromycota; Glomeromycetes; Diversisporales; Gigasporaceae.
CUGGACUACCAAUAAAUUCUAAAGGAUUAGAUAUUGAUAAUUAUGUUGUUCAAGCAUUUAUAUUUCAAUUAGAAGAAUCUAGUAUUGAAUUAAAAAAUACAAGAAAAAAAUUACAUGAGUCUCUUGAAACAAUAGAUAAACUUCACAAACAGCUUGAAGAAAUUUCAAAUUCAAGCAAUAAUGAAAGUACUAAUAAUUCAAUAAAUUCAGAAUCUUUAUCAUGUAUAUUUGAAGAACUUAUUAGUAAAGAAAAACUUGGCUUAUUAAUUUUACCUGAAGUUUGUUGGAUUGUAGAAAAUCCAGAUCUUGAAAUUAGUGAACCAAAUUUAACUACCUAUAAUAAUAUACAAUAUAAAAAUUUAGAAAAAACAAGUGCAAAUGAGGCAAUUAAUUAUUUAAAAUUAAACUAUUCUGAUAAAAAAACUAAUUAUCCAAAAUCUUUUGCAGCCUGUCAUGUAUUAGCAGUAUUGUAUAAUAAUGUUGGUUUAUUAGAAAUGUUAAAUAUUGUUAGAAGUGCUGGUGAUUUAUAUGAAUUUUCAGAUUAA